UUCUGAGACCCCAGCUACGGUCACGCUGCGUCUCUGAAAAAGCCGCAAGAAACAUUAAAAACAUUAAUAAUUUAUUAAUUCAAUAAUAAUAAAAUGCCGGAACCAGUUGAAAGUGCAGAGGUAAAGUCGCCGUCGUACGAUUUGUCCAAGUUCCGGCUGAAGCGGAUAUUAACCAACAACAGUGUGAGGAAAAGCAUUUCCCUCCUCGGUACGUUUCCUGACCUAUCGGAAACUGACGAUGCAAUUGUUGUCUUUGAGAAAAAUGCUUACCGGGAAAGCGAUGUGGCCACGGCCGAGCCGCCAACUAAGGAGUCUCCAAAGAAACCCAGUUAUUUUAACGCGGAAUUGAAGGUGGCGACUGAGUUUAUCAAUAAUAUUUACGGCAGUUUUCAGGUUGUGCCCAGCCGAGAUUUGUGCGCCGUAAAGAGCACAGUCAUAUAUCCCGCCACCGACAAGCACAUCGAAAAAUAUUCCGUUUGCCAGAAAUAUCUCAUUCGGGAAACGCCUGAUCUCUACCAAAAGAUAACGAAGCCCUAUCUGACGUCAAGCCAGUUCUCCCUAGAUUGGGUCUACAACAUACUCGAUCACAAGCAGGAGAAGGAACGGAUCGUGUUUGAGGACGAGGAUCCCGAGACUGGCUUCAUCCUACUGCCCGACCUCAAAUGGGACGGGCGUAAUGUGGAAAACCUCUACCUGCUGGGCAUUGUCCACAAGCAUGACAUCAAAUCACUUCGGGAUCUGAACGGGAGCCACCUUGAUCUGCUGCGUAAUCUACGCCAGUCGUCGAAGGACGCAAUUUCCAAGCGCUACGGCCUGAAUCCCAACCAGCUACGCAUGUACUUCCACUACCAGCCGUCUUUUUACCACCUGCAUGUGCACAUUAAUCCGGUUAAGAACGACGCUCCAGGCAUCUGGUGUGAGAAGUCUCACAUGCUGGACACGGUGAUCAACAACUUAGAGUUACUGCCGGACUAUUAUCAGCGAGCUACUUUGCCCUUCGUCCUGUACGAAGGCAACAAGCUUUUGGAUCUCUACGAGGAGGAGCAACCGAUUCGAAAGGUAUUAGUAUUGAGUGAUGAUAAGGAGCAGCGUGAGAAGAAACCUUCAACCACCGCAGCAACAGAAGUCUUCAGUGAUGAGGAAUCGGAGGAGAGACAGUGCAAGCGCAUUAAGCUGGCCACCCCAGAGCCCAAAGAGGCCGAGGCUGUCAAGGCGUGUGCUUAAGUUUUAUUUCUAUAGCCUAAAAGUCGAUGAAAUUCAAAAGAAUCCCACUCAAGGUUUAUUACUUAAUGAAACAUAAAUGUAACCUACAUUUAUGUACGUAUGAAUACAAACCAAAAUAAAGUAUUCAUUUUUCUUAAAAUGAUGUAGGGGAUUUACAACUAGUGUCUUGAGCUCCAUCACCUACUGUGACUACUGAAAAUUUAUUUCUUUCACUUAAAAAUCCUCAGAAUUUCUUUUUUUUAACUGAAUUUAUCUAAAUAGUUGAGAUCGUUUAUCCAAUUUAUUUUUCGCAUAGCGCGUUAAUCACACAUUAUUAUUUACAAAAACUAAACAAAUUUAAAAAAAUAAAGAAAACGACUUUAAAAUUUGUCAG
Messenger RNA from Drosophila rhopaloa, 1597 nucleotides. RefSeq names its product m7GpppX diphosphatase (gene Dcps). The record is from RefSeq and is a predicted model, not a curated record. The coding region runs from base 94 to 1224 and encodes 376 amino acids. The transcript has 3 exons. Gene Ontology annotation, cellular component: nucleus; P-body. NCBI's taxonomy places the organism in Eukaryota, Metazoa, Arthropoda, Insecta, Diptera, Drosophilidae. Gene Ontology annotation, molecular function: RNA 7-methylguanosine cap binding; hydrolase activity. Gene Ontology annotation, biological process: deadenylation-dependent decapping of nuclear-transcribed mRNA.